Jatropha curcas is the source of this 1912-nucleotide messenger RNA. RefSeq names its product eukaryotic peptide chain release factor subunit 1-3. Lineage: Eukaryota; Viridiplantae; Streptophyta; Magnoliopsida; Malpighiales; Euphorbiaceae. Gene Ontology annotation, molecular function: translation release factor activity. The record is from RefSeq and is a predicted model, not a curated record. Gene Ontology annotation, biological process: translational termination.
UCUUUUCAAGCAUAGAUUUUCCCUUUGACGAUCUGAUUGAACUUGAUAUUUUGAAUUUUGUAUGAGUUUUUAUUUUCUUCUAUUUGGAUUUGAUUAGCUCCCUUUCUAACUGCCUACUAGUUGCUUGAAUCUAGUGAUGGAGUAGCUAAAAUUUGAUUAGAAGGAUCCAAGUAUGGGAAGCUAUAAGAUCUUGUUAGAAAAUAUUUUAUUUACUUACUUUGAUGCAAAGGAUAGUGUAUAUCUGUCUGGGGUCUACUUUUGCUCAAAAUGUCAGACGGUCAUGAAUCAGACAAGAAUAUUGAGAUAUGGAAAAUCAAAAAGCUGAUAAAGGCGCUGGAGUCAGCAAGGGGUAAUGGCACGAGUAUGAUAUCUCUUAUAAUGCCUCCUCGUGAUCAAAUAUCUCGGGUAACAAAGAUGUUGGGCGAUGAAUUUGGAACUGCUUCAAACAUUAAGAGUAGAGUCAACCGUCAGUCUGUCUUGGCUGCUAUUACAUCUGCUCAGCAAAGGCUGAAGCUUUAUAACAAGGUUCCUCCUAAUGGACUGGUGCUUUAUACUGGAACAGUCGUUACUGAAGAUGGCAAGGAAAAGAAGGUGACAAUUGAUUUUGAGCCUUUCAAGCCUAUAAAUGCAUCACUUUACCUUUGUGACAACAAGUUUCACACUGAAGCAUUGAAUGAACUCUUAGAAUCUGAUGACAAGUUUGGUUUUAUUGUCAUGGAUGGGAAUGGCACACUGUUUGGGACCUUAAGUGGCAACACAAGAGAAGUGCUUCAUAAAUUUACUGUUGAUUUACCAAAGAAGCAUGGAAGAGGAGGACAGUCUGCUCUGCGUUUUGCUCGUCUUCGGAUGGAAAAACGGCACAACUAUGUUAGGAAAACUGCUGAGCUUGCCACACAGUUCUUCAUCAAUCCUGCUACUAGUCAGCCGAAUGUUGCGGGGCUGAUACUGGCUGGUUCAGCAGACUUCAAGACUGAAUUGAGCCAGUCAGAUAUGUUUGAUCCUCGUUUGCAAGCAAAGAUAUUGAAUGUUGUUGAUGUUUCUUAUGGAGGAGAGAAUGGUUUCAACCAAGCGAUUGAGUUGUCAGCUGAAAUUCUAUCAAAUGUUAAGUUCAUUCAGGAAAAACGCUUGAUUGGGAAAUACUUUGAGGAGAUCAGUCAGGAUACUGGAAAAUAUGUUUUUGGUGUUGAUGACACAUUGAAGGCUCUUGAGAUGGGUGCUGUUGAAAUCCUUAUUGUAUGGGAAAAUCUUGAUAUUAAUCGAUUUGUGCUGAAAAACAGUGUUACAGGCGAAAUAAUUAUAAAGCACUUGAACAAGGAUCAAGAGGCUGAUCAGAGUAACUUCAGGGAUUCAGCCAACUCUGCAGAGUUGGAGGUUCAGGAAAAGAUGCCCUUGCUCGAGUGGUUUGCGAAUGAGUACAAGCGUUUUGGUUGCUCGCUUGAAUUUGUUACAAACAAAUCUCAAGAGGGAUCACAAUUUUGCAGAGGGUUUGGUGGAAUCGGAGGUAUUCUUCGCUACCAGCUUGACAUAAGAUCUUUUGACGAGUUGUCUGAUGAUGGGGAAAUUUACGAGGAUUCAGAUUAGAUAUCCAUACGGUGAUGUUUCACGACCACAUGGAAGCCCGUAGCAGUGUGAUGGAUCUUCGUUAUUGAUGUUGCCUGAGACUUACAAAUAAUUUUCUCAUUUUGCUGCUUCGAUAUUUAUCAUUUUGCUGCGUUUCAUUUGGAUAUUUAGAAUGUUCAUUGCUUCCCCAUUUUAUUUUCUUCUUUCUCCUUUAUGUUUUGCCCUCUCUUUCCCACUGAUUGAGACAUUGUACAAUAUUUCAAACUACGAUGUUUGUUAUUCUGUGCCAACGUGCACAAUAGAAGAGAGAAAUUGAAUCUGCUUGGGGAGUACAAAAAUUCGGUUUCCAGAA